AACGUAAACAACAGAGUGCGGAGAGAGAAAGACACUAUAAAGGAACAAUAAACCAAGCCUAGAGAGAGAGAGAGAGAGAGAGAGACAAAGCGCCAUUAAUGCAGAGCUCAACUACCAUUUCAAUGGACUACAAGUAGUUCACACUUGCAGACGAAGAAUCUUUACUCGAUCCUUUCAAAAUGUGGAAUUCGGCUGAGAAUGCGUUUACAAGAACGCCGUCGUUUCGCGAGGAUGGAGAAGACGAGGAGGCACUCCGCUGGGCCGCUCUUGAGCGGUUGCCCACUUAUGCUCGAGUACGGAGAGGUAUUUUCAAGAAUGUCGUUGGGGAUCAUAAAGAGAUCGAUGUUAGUGAGCUUCAGGCUCAAGAACAGAAGCUCGUGAUAGAACGAUUGGUGAACUCUGUCGAUGAUGAUCCUGAGCUAUUUUUCGAUCGGAUGCGGGAGCGAUUUGAAGCAUUUGGAAUUUCCAAAGAUUGAAGUUCGAUUUCAGAAUCUGACUGUUGAAUCUUUUGUGCAUGUUGGAAGUAGGGCACUUCCAACCAUUCCCAACUUUAUUUGCAAUAUGACUGAGGCAUUUUUAAGGCAACUGCGGAUUUAUCAAGGAAAUAGAAGCAAACUAACAAUUUUAGAUAAUAUUAGUGGGAUUAUUAGACCUUCAAGAUUGACACUGCUGUUGGGUCCUCCAAGCUCUGGAAAGACAACGAUGCUCUUGGCUCUUGCUGGACGUCUUGGAUGUAAUUUGCAGACGUCAGGGAAAAUUACAUACAAUGGAUACAGUCUAAAUGAGUUUGUUGCUCCAAGGACAUCAGCUUAUGUCAGUCAACAGGAUUGGCACGUGGCAGAGAUGACAGUGAGAGAAACUUUAGAUUUGGCAGGACGCUGUCAAGGUGUUGGUUCCAAAUAUGAUAUGCUUUUGGAACUUGCAAGAAGAGAGAAGAUUGCGGGCAUAAAACCUAAUGAAGAUCUAGAUAUAUUCAUGAAGUCAUUAGCUUUGGGGGGACAGGAGACAAGCCUAGUGGUGGAGUACAUUAUGAAGAUUUUAGGGUUGGACACAUGCGCUGACACGUUGGUAGGUGAUGAAAUGCUUAAAGGGAUCUCGGGUGGCCAGAAGAAGCGGCUAACGACAGGUGAAUUACUAAUUGGUCCAGCUAGAGUGCUGUUCAUGGAUGAAAUUUCGAAUGGGCUUGACAGUUCAACCACUUAUCAAAUCAUCAAAUAUCUAAGGCAUUCAACUUGUUCUCUUGAUGGGACUACUGUCAUUUCUUUGCUGCAACCUGCUCCUGAGACUUAUGAACUAUUUGAUGAUGUUAUACUUUUAUGUGAGGGGCAGAUUGUAUACCAGGGACCCCGUGAUUCUGUUCUUGAUUUCUUUUCCUCUAUGGGAUUUCAUUGUCCUCAAAGAAAGAAUGUGGCAGAUUUCUUGCAAGAAGUUACAUCAAAGAAGGACCAAGAGCAGUAUUGGUUUGCUAACCGCCCUUAUCGAUAUAUGCCUCCUGGGAAGUUUGUUCAAGCCUUUCGUGCAUAUCAAACUGGUAAAAGUUUGUAUGAGGAACUAGAAGUUCCUUUUGAUAAACGUUAUAAUCAUCCGGCAGCAUUAUCGAUUUCUCGCUUUGGUGUGAAGCAAAGUGAACUUUUAAAGAUCAGCUUUAACUGGCAAAAGCUACUAAUGAAAAGGAAUUCUUUUAUCUAUGUUUUCAAAUUUAUUCAGCUUCUUAUUGUUGCCUUGAUCACAAUGAGCGUAUUCUUCCGGACAACAAUGCAUCAUGGUACAAUCUAUGAUGGAGGAAUAUUUGUUGGGGCACUAUACUUUUCCAUGGUCAUUAUUCUUUUCAAUGGCUUUACGGAGGUUUCGAUGUUGGUGGCAAAGCUUCCCAUGCUUUACAAGCAUAGAGAUUUGCGCUUUUAUCCAAGCUGGGCUUACACAAUUCCUGCUUGGAUCUUAAGUAUGCCAACUUCACUCAUGGAGUCUGGUCUUUGGGUUGCAGUUACAUAUUAUGUGAUUGGAUAUGAUCCUGAUAUUACAAGAUUUUUUCGGCAGUUCUUGUUAUAUUUCUUUUUGCACCAAAUGUCUAUAGCUUUGUUCCGUGUCAUUGGAUCCUUGGGCCGUAACAUGAUAGUUGCCAACACAUUUGGAUCUUUUGCUAUGUUGGUAGUCAUGGCUCUUGGAGGAUACAUCAUUUCAAGAGAAUAUAUUCCAAGCUGGUGGAUAUGGGGGUUCUGGGUUUCUCCUUUGAUGUAUGCUCAAAAUGCAGCUUCAGUAAAUGAAUUCCUUGGUCAUUCUUGGGAUAAGAGGGCUGGGAAUGACACUAACCUUUCAUUAGGUGAGGCAUUGCUCAGAGCAAGGAGUUUGUUUCCAGAGAGCUACUGGUAUUGGAUCGGUGUCGGUGCUUUGGUUGGAUACACAAUUUUGCUCAAUAUCCUAUUUACAUUCUUUCUAGCUCACCUUAACCCUUGGGGGAGGCAACAAGCCGUUGUCUCCAAGGAAGAGCUUCAAGAGAAAGAAAAAAGACAGAAAGGUGAAAAUGUUGUAAUUGAAUUGAGAGAGUACUUGCAGCAUUCAGACUCACUAAAUGGAAAAUACUUCAAGCAGAGAGGCAUGGUCCUUCCAUUUCAACCGCUUUCCAUGUCUUUCAGCAAUGUCAAUUACUUUGUUGAUGUCCCCGUGGAGUUGAAGCAACAAGGGAUAGUGGAAGACAGAUUGCAGUUAUUGGUUAAUGUCACUGGAGCAUUUAGACCUGGUGUGCUUACAGCAUUGGUUGGAGUCAGUGGUGCUGGCAAAACUACUCUCAUGGAUGUUUUAGCCGGUAGGAAAACGGGAGGGACCAUAGAAGGAAGCAUUUGUAUAUCUGGUUAUCCCAAAAAGCAAGAAACUUUUGCAAGAAUUUCUGGUUACUGUGAGCAAAAUGAUAUUCAUUCUCCUUGCUUGACUGUUCUUGAAUCACUUCUUUUCUCUGCGUGGCUUCGGUUACCAUCAGAAGUUGACAAGGAGACACAACAGGCAUUUGUUGAAGAGGUGAUAGAACUUGUGGAGCUUAAUACAAUAAGUGGAGCAUUGGUUGGUCUACCUGGAGUAGAUGGUCUGUCAACAGAACAAAGAAAAAGAUUAACAAUUGCUGUUGAAUUGGUUGCCAACCCAUCUAUAGUGUUCAUGGAUGAGCCCACAUCAGGAUUGGAUGCAAGGGCUGCUGCCAUUGUGAUGAGGACUGUGAGGAACAUUGUAAACACUGGGCGGACAAUUGUUUGCACGAUCCAUCAACCCAGCAUAGACAUCUUUGAAUCCUUUGAUGAGCUUUUGUUUAUGAAGCGUGGAGGACAACUAAUUUACGCUGGUCCACUUGGCCCCAGGUCUUGUGAUCUCAUCAAGUAUUUUGAGGCAGUUGAUGGUGUGACAAAAAUCAGGCCGAGAUAUAAUCCUGCUGCCUGGAUGCUUGAGGUUACUUCCUCAUCUGAAGAAAAUCGUCUUGGUGUGGACUUUGCUGAAAUUUAUCGAAGAUCUAGUCUCUUUCAACGAAAUAGAGAGUUGGUUGAAAGUCUAAGCAAGCCAAAUAGUAAUGCAAAAGAAUUGAACUUUCCAUCAAAGUAUUCUCAGUCAUUUUUUGAGCAGUUUUUAGCAUGUCUUUGGAAGCAAAACCUAUCUUAUUGGCGAAACCCGCAAUACACUGCAGUUCGCUUCUUCUACACUGUUAUAAUCUCAUUAAUGCUUGGAACAAUAUGUUGGAAAUUUGGAUCAAAAAGGGAGAAUGUGCAAGAACUGUUCAAUUCUAUGGGAUCCAUGUACGCUGCAGUCCUGUUCAUUGGAAUUACCAAUGCAUCUGCUGUUCAGCCAGUUGUUUCUGUUGAAAGAUUUGUUUCAUACAGAGAGAGAGUUGCAGGGAUGUACUCAGCUCUACCCUUUGCAUUUGCUCAGGUUGUUAUUGAGUUCCCAUAUGUGUUCUGUCAGACAAUUAUUUACUGCGGAAUUUUCUAUUCCAUGGCUUCAUUUGAGUGGACUGCUAUCAAAUUUCUUUGGUACAUAUUCUUUAUGUAUUUUACUAUGUUGUACUUCACCUUCUAUGGAAUGAUGACAACUGCCAUCACACCAAAUCAUAAUGUGGCAUCAAUCAUUGCGGCUCCGUUUUAUAUGCUUUGGAACCUUUUCAGUGGCUUUAUGAUUCCUCGCAAGAGAAUCCCUGUAUGGUGGAGAUGGUAUUACUGGGCAAACCCUAUAGCUUGGACUCUGUAUGGCCUCUUGACAUCACAGUACGGUGAUGAUGAUAAACUCAUGAAACUAUCAGAAGGGGAUCACUUGGUACCUGUAAAGCAAGUACUCGAGGAAGUUCUUGGGUAUAGGCAUGAUUUCUUGGUUAUGUCAGGUGUCAUGGUGGUCUGCUUCUGCGUGCUUUUUGCAGUAAUUUUUGCCUUCGCAAUAAAAGCCUUCAAUUUCCAAAGAAGAUGAAAAGGUUGGUUUGUGCUUUUGAUUAAAUAAAACCUUGUAUCCCAAAAGCAUUUUCUGCCACCACCAAGUAUGAUGGUUGCUCAUAAAAAUUGAAACAACAAAUUUCUGUAUCAAUAUAACUUUCUAGAAUGAAUUAUUUGUUUAUCUUUGCCAGAAGUUCUUCCAGGUGUAAAACAAUACUAAUACACGUUUAAUUGCUUUUUUAUAAGAAUUAUUAUAUAUAAAUUGUAAAUUAAAUUGCAUUA
Hevea brasiliensis (rubber tree) is the source of this 4679-nucleotide messenger RNA. RefSeq names its product ABC transporter G family member 32. The coding region runs from base 406 to 4434 and encodes 1342 amino acids. Gene Ontology annotation, cellular component: membrane. Lineage: Eukaryota; Viridiplantae; Streptophyta; Magnoliopsida; Malpighiales; Euphorbiaceae. The record is from RefSeq and is a predicted model, not a curated record. Gene Ontology annotation, molecular function: ABC-type transporter activity; ATP hydrolysis activity; ATP binding. The transcript is spliced from 25 exons.